AUGGCACUCGCCCGCCCGCUCCCUCCGCUGUGGCAGACGCUGCUGCCCGGCCUCAAUGGCCCAAUGCGGCCCGUCCUCAGCCCCAACUUCCUGCAGCGCCUCUCACAGCCUUUUGGGGCAAUCAACACACCCUUCGGCGCUCUCGCCAUACCCUCGCUGUCUCUCCCCUCAAUACCCUCACUAGCCGACAUCUGGGACGGCAUACUCAACGCGGUGCCCAAGAAGAAGACGUCAUACCGCAAGAAGCGACAACGCUUCAUGGCGGGCAAGGGCCUAAAAGACAUCACGUCGCUGAACACAUGCUCUGGGUGUGGAAGGGUCAAGCGGUUACAUAUUCUGUGCCCCUACUGCGUGGAUGCCAUCAAAACCAACAUCUUCGGCCAGCUCAACUGGUCCAUCCGCCAACCAACCAAGAAGAUGGCUAAGCAACUCGGACGCGAGAAGCGAGAAGCGGCCCAAAGAGCGCGAACCAUGAUGCCCGAUCCAAGGAAAGAGAAGGAGGAGCAAAUAUUGAAGCAUACCGGCUGGAAAAGGUGA
Messenger RNA from Alternaria postmessia, 537 nucleotides. RefSeq lists its product as uncharacterized. Gene Ontology annotation, biological process: translation. Lineage: Eukaryota; Fungi; Ascomycota; Dothideomycetes; Pleosporales; Pleosporaceae. The transcript is spliced from 2 exons. The record is from RefSeq and is a predicted model, not a curated record. Gene Ontology annotation, cellular component: mitochondrial large ribosomal subunit. The coding region runs from base 1 to 537 and encodes 178 amino acids. Gene Ontology annotation, molecular function: structural constituent of ribosome.